Molecule: messenger RNA, 1118 nt
Organism: Oncorhynchus nerka (sockeye salmon)
Lineage: Eukaryota; Metazoa; Chordata; Actinopteri; Salmoniformes; Salmonidae
Gene: mrpl10
Product: mitochondrial ribosomal protein L10
Exons: 5
Coding region: 79-852 (257 amino acids)
Biological process (GO): translation
Cellular component (GO): mitochondrial large ribosomal subunit
Molecular function (GO): structural constituent of ribosome
Source: RefSeq, a predicted model, not a curated record
AGUUGUUUUGAACGUAGGAACUGUAAUCGGUGUCUGACGUAUGAUGCACGCCCCCCAUUCCAACGCUUCCUGACAAAGAUGGCGGCGACCUUGUGCGGCAGGCUUUUACCAAAACAGGGAUGGCUUCCCCUGACACAGAGUGUCCGGCAUGGCUCUAAGGCAGUCACGCGUCACAGGAAGCCCAUGCACAUCCUCAAACAGAAGCUGAUGGCUAUCACAGAAUACAUUCCACCCAAACCUGCAGCUCCCCCCGGGGCUCUGACCCCCCGUGUCAAACCAGUUCAGGAGGAAAGUGGCCUGGUGUUGCUCUUGAAGAAGGAUUUGCAGACCAUGUUCCAGGACUGUAAGAUGAUCGCUGUGAUCCAAAACAACGCCACCAAUUCAGAGGACAUGCUGCGUCUCAAGCACAGGCUCCACAAGCAUGGCAUCAAAAUCAAGUUUAUCCCCAACCAGGUGAUGAGGUCCUACCUGGCAGACAGCCCUUACAUUAACAUGGGGCCUCUAUUCAUCGGCCAGACAGUUCUAUUUGUUAGUAAAGAGCCAAAGGUGAAGGAAAUGCUUUUGAGUUUGAGGACCAGCCCCCAGAUGGUAUUAUUGGGGGCCUGUAUAGAGAAGAUAUUGCUGAGUCGGCAGGGGGUGUUGAACUAUGCCAAGCUGCCGUCAGUGACCUUGGUCCAGGGAGAGCUGGUGAGUGGCCUGACCAUGCUGACCUCGCAGACAGCCUCAAUGUUGCAGCGCCACCCCGCCCACCUCUCAUUGAUACUCCAGCAGUACCUAAAACAGCAGGCUCCUGCAGGCAGUACCAACGGGACCCCAGGGGAGAGCCCACCCAAGGCAGAGGAGACUGCUUAGGUCUAGACGAUUCACUCCCGCGGGGGAGGGGAAGGAUGUCUGCAGCACUAUGGCUACUGGGAGGUCAUGUCUGCAGAUUUAAGGUCUGCCUCUGACCUGGAGGUCAUACAAUGUACAGUACAACAUGAACCGCUACAACACCUCUUGAGAGCAACUCUUGGAGAAAACAUGUUUUUGUUCCUUUUGUUCAUUAUUUUGAUUACUACUCAUGUUCUGUUCUAAGGCCUCUUUGACCAUAUCAAAAAUAAAUGAUGUUUAAAAUAUUG